UCAAAAUGUUCGUCUGCUUGACUAGACCAAAUUUAGAUGUACAUAAAUAAUCGAGAUCUAUCUAGAUCUAUCUAGAAUAGAUCUAUUCUAGAGAUCUAGAUCUAGAUUAACAAUACUCCCAACAGUACUGCCCCUCUGAUUAAAUUUGAUGUCUAAGUGUGUGAGGUCGAUGUGUUCAAGUGCUGAAAUUCUCAAACAUUUUUUUACCCCUUUCUUAAAGAAUGGAACACAUCCUAAGAAACUCUCUAGACAUAAGAGGAAGGAAAUGUGGUUUCAUCAUAGUCAAGACUCAGCUGGUAGUAGCCAUCACCCUUCAUCAUAUGCACCUGAUUCUCAAUGCUCUGAUUUUUCUCAAAUUAAUACCCAAGAUCUUUUUUCGCAGAACAGCUCUGGGCCACAAAAUGAGAUACUUUCGCAAAAGAGAAUGACUAUGUAUGAAAAGUGGUUGAACAAAAAAUCACUUUUGAAGUCCCAACUCGAUAAAGAAGGAAAAGGUAGUAAUACUAGUACAGCAGGUAGCACAAAUAAUUCCAAUAAGUGCUAUAGUGUAAUUGAAAGUAGAACAUCUUUAGGGGGUACAGUGAGCGAGACAGCAGGUCUAAACAGAGAUCUUUUGCAACAAAUAAAAAAUUCAUUCCAAGAUUCUAGCAAAGAGAUAAGGAAUGCUCUUGGUGCAUUUAAAAAGAAAUUAGAUACAAAUACAGAGCUAUCACAAGAACAGCUUUCUCAAACACUGAGUACAUUCCUUCAAGAUGUUUGGAAGCAUCAGGAACAAAUCUGCAAUAUGUUGUGUGAACAUGUAAAAAAAGCAUCUUCAUCUGAGGAGCUUCACACAAAAAUUGCUGUGAAUGAAAAACAAAUAACACUUCUGGAAGAACAAUUACUUGCUUUUCAACAAAGUGGUGCAGAAAAACUGUCCAAGGAGGUUGAAAAUGUUCUGUCAUCUCAUUUAUCAAAUUUGGAUCAAAAGCUGGAGGAUUUAAUCAAAUAUAUGAAACAGACCAAGGAAAAGCAAGAAUUUCAAUCUGAGGACUACAAAAACUGCUUGGAAAAAAAUAUCAAAGAAUGUAUGAACCAAUAUGGCAAUAGAAAUUCUCAAAUGAAAGAAAUAGAUAAAAAGAUCAUGACUGAGGUGGCUGAUGUUAAAGAGAAAAUGGAAAUGAAAUUAUGUGAUUUAAGGACAAAAUUGAUUGAGGAAUUUCAAGUCUUAUUUAAAAGACAAACAAAGGAUAUUUCAGAUACUCACAAGCAACUUUUUAAACAAUUGAAUCAAAACAUAUUUCCAUUAAAAAACUUGAGAAGUCAAAAUAAUACAGUUAUAAUGGAGCACCUUGAUACUCUGGGCACAAAGCUAGAAAAAGUUGUACAAAAAUGUUUUUCCAGUAACGACUGGAACAUCCCAACCAUCCAGAAUUCUAUUACAGAGAGUCUUCAUGUAAUGCUAAGUUCAUUACUUAAACAGACUAAUAAUGAUUGCAUUUCAGAUAUUUUACAGCAAGUUGAGGAACGACUGCUCUCUCAUAUUUCAACAAUGCUUAAACAUGAUAAUAAAAAUAAUCUCUGUAAUGACAAAUCACUGUCGGAGAUUGACCAACCUCAGAAAAGAUGUGAACAAAAGAAUAGCUCACUUAAUAAUGUUGAUGUUCAGCUAAAAAAAACACAAAGAUCUGAUAGAUACCAUAAACGUUCUUCAAAAUGUAAACAAGACACUGGAAUAAAUAAUAAUGUAAUGUAUAAUACAAGAAGACAGCAUGAAAAACAUGUAAUUGAUUCAGAAAGACAAAAGGAAAGCGUAUUGAUAGAUAAUUCUUUUACGUAUGGCAAGCCUAAGUAUCAAACUAAAAAUAAUGGAAUUUGUGAAGCUGAAAAUAACAUAAAUAAACUAUUAACACCUUACAUGUAUUGUUCUCCAAAUUUUUCACCCAGUCAAAGAAUGAAUUUAAAUUUGUCAAAAGUACAGACAAUAGACAAAGUAAAAAAUCCAGAUGGAAAAAGUAAUGGUAGAAAGAGAAAGUACUGUGAAAAUGAAAACCAACAAACCAAUUUUUUUAACAGGGACAUGCAAUUACAUUUCGAGCCAGCACAACUUUCUAGAUAUAGUGAGGACAAAAGUGAUUUUCAAGCUUAUUACAAAGAAAAAAAAGGAAAAUAUCAACAUUUACAAAGUCCAUUUCAGACCAGUUUUAAAGCUGUUGAAAAGGUCUACAAAACAAGACAAAUGGUAGAAACACAAUCUCAUCAUGAGUUUUGGUCUCAAAAUCUUGAAAAUAAUUCUUCUGUCUGUCAACAAAAAGCUCUUUUAUAUUCAGACACAUAUGGUGAUUGUUAUGCUGAUAGAAAAAGCAUAUUAAACAAAUUGUCAUCAAGAAAAUUUCAAAGUAGUCUUUCUUCACAUAAUGGAUAUAAUGGGGAGAAUGGAGAUGAGAUAAAUAGCUGUGAUUCAUCACCAACAGUGUCAUUAGCAAAUGUGACAAUAAAAAAACAAAAAGCUCCAUAUAAAACAAGAUUGAUACAAGAUUCUCAAACUGUAGUAAAAGAAAUCAAAAUGGAUGCAAAGGUUUUAAGUCCAGCUCCUACUUUACUUUCUGAAAUAGAUUUAUAACUAUGAGGAAUGCAACUUUUCUUUCUUAGAGUUAUAAUGAUUCUAUAUUUUUUUAAAGUUGUUUUUUAUUUUUAAAAUAUUAUUUGAUGUUUUUCUAUGUUCAUCAGAUGUGUAUAGAAAUUGAAUUAAAAAGUUAAUU
Molecule: messenger RNA, 2741 nt
Organism: Biomphalaria glabrata
Lineage: Eukaryota; Metazoa; Mollusca; Gastropoda; Planorbidae
Exons: 15
Coding region: 149-2602 (817 amino acids)
Source: RefSeq, a predicted model, not a curated record